Cylicocyclus nassatus is the source of this 400-nucleotide messenger RNA. The record is from the annotation of a GenBank genome assembly. Lineage: Eukaryota; Metazoa; Nematoda; Chromadorea; Rhabditida; Strongylidae.
AUGUCAUUCCUCGAAAUGCUUCUACUUUGGUUGACUCCCUUAUUCCUGGUGUCUGUAGAUGCCAUUCAUAUCGGUGUUAAAGGGGUGUUGAAAUGUCCUGAUCCCUACAGCAAUGUCGCUUCCAUUUCUCUCAUGGAAAGAGAUUUUGGAAAAACAUUUUUUGGCUUCAUCGAUGACGACGACGUGUUAGAUCACAAGGAGGUCGAACUGAACAAGCCAUUCGAGAUCGGCGGUUCUGAAACAGAGAUAUUCGGAGUUGAACCAUACAUACUCUUGAGAUACAGAUGCCAGGAGGAUUAUAAAGAGGAAGUGAUAGAACUUGGCGAUGUUUGGUUCAGAGAUCGCGUGUUUCAGCUUCAGAAGAAUCUUGCUACUGGGGAGACAAUUUUGAAUUGAUUGG